AAUUAUGAUUUUUAUCUAAAUCUAAACGUUUUCGUAUCAGAUUUUACUGAUUUUUAUAAGAUAUAUCGAUAUUGAUAAUGGUAGUUCUAUCAAUUAAUCUCACGGCGUGGGGUUGUAUAAAUUAAUAAUAUUAGCCAUUAAUCAAAGUAGAAUAUUGUUGGUGUUACAAGAAACAUGUACAAGUAUUCGGCUGUUCUAAUACUGGCGCUGUUGGUUGCAACAGAGGGCCAUGAUUUUGUUGCCCAGAGCCAAUUCCAUUCUCAAGCCAGGAAUGCCGUCACUCGUAACUGGGAAGGCCUUGGUCUAACAGCAGAUAUCAACGCAUACGUCGACAGCAUGAUUGAUACAUUGGUUCCGUUCAUGAUAAAACAUGACCUUGAUCCUUUAAGUAUUCCCGACAUCGAAGAGACUUUUGAAGUUAGACCAGUCCUUAUUACCUAUAGAGCGAGUUUGGGUCUUACUAAUGGCAAAAUGAGCGGCUUAGUAAACGUGGCUCGUUCAGGAGAUCAGUUGGUGCAUUACUUCGCAAAGAUGUUGCGUGCCCAGGCCAAAUUUAAAUUUACCGAUCUUGAGUUCGAUUUCGAUUAUCGCGUGAAAGUAAUGAACAUCGGACCUACUGGUCGCAUCAGGGGUUCUUUGUCUCAAUUCGUUAUAAAUGUUGAUCUCAUCAUCGACUUCAACAACGAUGAGAUUCAUCUUCAAGAGCUUUAUCUAACUGACGUUGGUGUUAUUCGAGUGAGCCUUUCUGGAAACAUUCUCUACGAUUGGUUGGUGACUCCUUUGGCAAAUGUGUUUGUGCGUCUUUUCGAUAAUGUCAUCAUGGGAUUCGUUGAAACCACUGUUAAAAGCAUUGCUGGUUCCGCUAUUGCUGAUGUCAAUGUCAACUUGAAACAAGUAAUCCGCGAUCUCGAAGCAUUGAACAAUUGAUUAAUGUGAUUCAAAUAGGAGUCUUUGAAAUAAUUAAAUGCUGAAAAUAAAUCAUACAGACAAGAUAUAAA
Messenger RNA from Bombyx mori (domestic silkworm), 998 nucleotides. RefSeq lists its product as uncharacterized. The coding region runs from base 175 to 927 and encodes 250 amino acids. The record is from RefSeq and is a predicted model, not a curated record. The transcript has 5 exons. NCBI's taxonomy places the organism in Eukaryota, Metazoa, Arthropoda, Insecta, Lepidoptera, Bombycidae.